AUGUCCGCCGGUAUUGCUGCAGGUCGUUUAGCCGAAGAACGGAAAGCGUGGCGGAAAAAUCACCCAUUUGGGUUCAUCGCAAAACCUUCGUCAAAUCCUGAUGGCACGAGAAAUCUUUUCAACUGGGAGUGUGCCAUUCCUGGCAAGAAAGGAACUAUAUGGGAAGGCGGUCUGUACAAGGCGAAUUUUAUUUUCACUUCUAUUAAGAUGCAGUUUAAGGAUGACUACCCCUCUACACCACCGAAGUGCAAAUUCGACCCUCCUUUAUUUCACCCGAAUGUGUAUCCUUCAGGAACUGUUUGUUUGUCGCUAUUAGAUGAAAAUAAGGAUUGGAAACCAUCUGUAAGUGUACGACAACUCUUGCUUGGUAUUCAAGACCUUCUAACAAAUCCUAAUGUUGAAGACCCAGCUCAAGCCGAUGCCUAUCAAAUUUACUGUCAGAAUAGAGUGGAGUACGAAAAAAGAGUUCGACGUCAGGCACAACAAUUUUCUGCUGAUAUUGUCCAGAGGCAAAUGGAUGUCGCUGGCCGAUUAGCCAUGAAAAAUAUGGGGCAAUCGGUGAUCUGUGAAAAGAUGAGAAUUGCCCUUAUUAGCUGCGUCAAACAACUUUACAUAUUAGAAGUAUGUAAAGCAUCAGUUGCUUCUGUGACUGAAUGUCUCUCUGCAGAUUUGAAAGUGCAUUAUAAAAUGAUUAUUCGAAAUAUGCACUCGUCGUGUUGGCAAAUAGUUACAGGGAUUUUCAAUUCCCAACAAAAUGUUGCUCCCGAUGAUACUGAUUUUGUCCUGUUAUGUACUUCGCCAGUUUGUUUCGGCGAAAAAAGGUUAUAUGAAUUGAAGCGUGAUGAUGUGAUGCAGGAAACGGAAACCGAAACAAAGAGCUUGUUCGGAUCAGAAAAUCAUAUUCAUAAAGCAGAAUGUUUAAAAUACUAUCAGAACAGCAGUUGUACUGGAGAAACACAAUGGACGGUUGGAUUGCUUCUUGAAGAUGACGGAAACAGUGUUAGAUUGAAAUGGAAAUGCUGCAAUUAUGAGGGUUUACGACAUGCCAGAGCAAUAAACACAGUGAUUGUUAACAAUGAUGAGAGUUAUACAGGUGGAGAAGUAUAUCAAAAUAGCCGUAGAGUGGCAUUUGACCUAAUCAAGGAAGUAAAUCUUUCAUUCGACGAACAGCAUAGGCCUCGCUAUGAAUUGAAAAUAAUGCGCUUAGCAUGUAUUCCGAAACCAAUAGAUAUCAAAAAUAAAUUAUUAGCUGAUAAGAUUAGUGAAUCAGACUCACCAACAGUAGAUGUUUCAUCAGAAUAUGAUACAGAAGAAUAUGUUUUUACAAAUCAGCAUCACACGAAAUAUUCAAAACCAAGAAGACGAUCAACAAUUCUGGAAGAUGAAAAUUUGGAUGAUUUAUUCUCACCCAGACAUCGAGUGGCUCAUCGAAGGAUGUUUUCACUCCGUAGAAGACCUUUCUAUAGACCUAUUGCCGAAGAUUAUGACUAUUAUGAUUACGAUCCUGUCAUUUUCAGGCGUCCAUCUGUGCAUCGCAGGAUAAUAGCAGACGGAUUAUGGCCGAUCAACUUGGGCAUAGUAGGGCGCAAUCGUCCUGCUGUAGCUGCUGCAGCUGUAUCUCCAACUAUUAAUGAAUUUACACCAGUGAAUGCAGUUGAAAAUGACUAUCAUCAGUUUGUCGAUAGUGAUACCACAGUGACUUCAAUCACUUCUGCUCAAGCACAAGUUUUCAAUCAACUAUCAGCUACUCCAGCAGCCGGGCAAUUGUUACCAACAUAUUCUAGUUUACAAUAUGUACCUCAAAGAGGUGUAAUACCAUCUGAGACAAGAUCUUUAACUGUUGCACAACACUCUGUGCCUACAUACAGUAGCGAUAAUGUACCGUAUUAUAAUGGCUACUUUGAAACGCUGCAGUGCUUUAGCGGAGAUACAACUGUACAGACGCCUGAUCAGAUAAAACGGAUUGAUGAAUUACAAGUUGGAGAUCAAGUCUUAUCUAUCGAAGAAUCGCUGGUAAGUUAA
Acanthocheilonema viteae is the source of this 2022-nucleotide messenger RNA. The record is from the annotation of a GenBank genome assembly. Lineage: Eukaryota; Metazoa; Nematoda; Chromadorea; Rhabditida; Onchocercidae.